Messenger RNA from Hylaeus volcanicus, 1313 nucleotides. RefSeq names its product protein Wnt-2b-A-like. Gene Ontology annotation, biological process: cell fate commitment; positive regulation of JNK cascade; canonical Wnt signaling pathway. The transcript has 2 exons. Gene Ontology annotation, cellular component: extracellular region. Gene Ontology annotation, molecular function: frizzled binding; cytokine activity. The record is from RefSeq and is a predicted model, not a curated record. Lineage: Eukaryota; Metazoa; Arthropoda; Insecta; Hymenoptera; Colletidae. Bases 510 to 950 code for a protein of 146 amino acids.
UUUCCAAAUGUUGGCCUUGCAGUUUGACUCUCUCGCGGCGCAUUGUUUCGACGGCUGAGGGAGGGAGGAAGGACUCUGCGGUGACUUUAACGAGGCUCCUCGCGAAAGGAGCUGGCUGCAGGAGCGAUUCGCGUUUCUAACGCGUGCACCAAGUGGGGAUUCGAAACGCCUUGGGGGGAAACGGUUGAGUGACGUUGGAACGAUACAGGACCAAUCUUGGGAACAAUCGUGGCUAGGUAGAUAUUAUUCCGGUAUUCUUCGACGGAGGACGAUUGUGACCGUGAUUUUCGAAUAUUUCGGGACGGAGCAGAGUUCGAGUCAGUGUUUGGUGCGGUAAAGUGCGAGAAAUUGUCCGAUCGCCUUGGCCAAGGGCCGUGAAACUAACGUUGUGCCACUGAAACGACGAACUUCCGUCGCGCAUCCGGCCGUUUGACUGCGGAAGCGUGAAAACUCGUCGCGUGCACAUCCGUUUUAUGAAUUCAAUAAACAAGGGGAUUGUGAUGUAAGAGAUGCGUCGUGGUGACAUCGCGGCAACCGCGAUAGCCCUUCUGAUUCUCGGGCAGAUCCAGGGACCGCGGCAAACGAGGGUGGUCGGAGCAGUGGUGGUCGGCGCAGCCGUUUGCGGUCGUAUUCCAGGCCUGGCGAAGAGUCAACGGGAGCAGUGCAGAAAAGCGCCGCACGCGAUGCCUGCGGUGGGCGAGGGCGCGGAGCUCGGACUCCGCGAGUGCCGGCAUCAGUUCAGACAUCACCGCUGGAACUGUUCCCACGUGGCCAACGAUCAGGUCUUCGGCCACGUGGUCGUAGUAGGUAAGGAUUGUCCUGUCACCGCGGCCAGCCCGUUAUUUAUUAUGCUCCUCGGGCGUUUAACAGUGGCGUUGCUCGCGGGGCCCCUGCCACGCCGUAUGGGGCGCUCGCGGUCUGUAAAAGGCCGGCCGGCGUGUACGCGGUAAUGGAUUCAAGCGUCUUCGGUAUUUCGAGCGCGCGACGAUGUGAUGCAGACUCGGAUUCGCGUCGGAAGCUAAAGAUGCAUCGAGGAGCACUGCUAGAGCCAGUGGAAUAACAAACGGUUGGAAUAAACGGGAUAUUAAGUGAAUUUUUUCAUUUUUUUUAAGCUCAUUUUUCCGAGAUUUUGUGGAUUUGACGUGGUUUGGUCGGUGAUACUUGGGGUUAUAGAACUGUUGAACGAAGUUAGCGAAGAAGGUAGGGGAGAUAAGGGAUAGACAAAGGAAAGGGGAAAAGGAAUGUCCAUUUUUGAAGAUUUUAGGGGUUUGACAUAUUAUGUUUGUUGAUGCUAUAGAACUGUUAAAUGAAAU